CAAUAUCCAGGUGUGAACCAGCUGUCCUCUUCCUUAGGAGGGUUAAGUCUACAGCAUUCUCAGCAGCCAGAAAGCUUGAGACCAGUAAACCUUACACAAGAUAGAAAUAUUUUGCCUGUAUCUUCAGUUCCAGCACCUGUGCCUAACUUGAAUUCUGAUCUUAGGAAGUUAAACUGCAGUCCAGACUCAUUUCGAUGCACAUUGACGAAUAUUCCACAGACACAGGCUUUGUUAAACAAAGCUAAGCUUCCUUUGGGUUUGUUGCUACAUCCCUUCAGAGACCUAACGCAAUUACCAGUAAUAACAUCAAGCACAAUAGUGAGAUGCAGAUCCUGCAGGACAUAUAUCAACCCUUUUGUUUCUUUCAUUGAUCAAAGGAGGUGGAAAUGCAAUCUGUGCUAUAGAGUUAAUGAUGUUCCUGAAGAAUUUAUGUAUAAUCCUCUGACGCGAUCAUAUGGAGAGCCUCACAAACGGCCAGAGGUCCAAAAUUCUACAGUGGAAUUCAUUGCUUCCUCAGACUACAUGCUUCGUCCUCCUCAGCCUGCGGUAUAUUUAUUUGUUUUAGAUGUGUCUCAUAAUGCAGUGGAGGCUGGAUAUUUGACAAUAGUCUGUCAGUCAUUGCUGGAAAACCUAGACAAGCUGCCUGGAGACUCGAGAACAAGAAUAGGGUUCAUAACGUUUGACAGCACUGUUCAGUUUUACAACUUGCAAGAAGGUUUAUCUCAGCCUCAGAUGCUGAUUGUCUCAGAUAUUGAUGAUAUUUUCCUACCUACACCAGAUAGUUUACUUGUAAAUCUCCAUGAAAGCAAAGAGCUGAUAAAAGAUCUAUUGAAUGCGUUACCAAAUAUGUUCACCAAUACAAGAGAAACACAUAGUGCAUUGGGCCCUGCUCUUCAGGCUGCAUUUAAACUGAUGUCUCCAACGGGUGGUCGGAUAUCUGUGUUUCAAACUCAGUUACCAUCUUUGGGAGCUGGGCUUUUGCAUUCCAGAGAAGAUCCCAAUCAAAGGUCAAGCACAAAGGUGGUCCAGCAUCUUGGUCCAGCAACAGAUUUUUAUAAGAAGUUGGCACUGGACUGCUCAGGCCAGCAGACUGCUGUGGAUUUAUUUCUCUUAAGUUCACAAUAUUCUGAUUUAGCUUCUCUUGCGUGCAUGUCCAAGUAUUCUGCUGGGUGCAUCUAUUACUAUCCAUCUUUCCAUCAUAGUCAUAAUCCUGCUCAGGCCGAAAAGUUACAAAAAGACCUGAAAAGAUACCUUACAAGAAAGAUUGGGUUUGAAGCAGUUAUGCGCAUUAGGUGUACAAAAGGUCUUUCAAUACACACUUUUCAUGGGAACUUUUUUGUACGAUCUACUGAUUUACUGUCCCUUGCCAAUGUCAAUCCUGAUGCUGGAUUUGCAGUACAAAUGUCCAUUGAGGAAAGUCUGACUGACACAUCUUUGGUUUGUUUUCAAACAGCUCUUUUGUAUACUUCCAGCAAAGGUGAACGUCGAAUUCGAGUGCACACGCUUUGCUUGCCUGUAGUAAGUUCACUGGCUGAUGUAUAUGCAGGGGCAGAUGUACAAGCAGUUGUAUGCCUCUUAGCAAACAUGGCUGUGGAUCGCUCAGUUUCAUCUAGUCUUUCGGAUGCAAGAGAUGCCUUAGUUAAUGCCGUGGUAGACUCCUUGGCAGCAUACAUGUCAACGGCCUCAAACCUGCAGCAGUCCAUGCUGAUAGCACCAAAUUCCCUCAAGCUGUUUCCACUGUAUAUUUUGGCUCUUCUCAAACAGAAAGCAUUUAGAACAGGCAUGAGUACACGCUUGGAUGAUCGUGUAUAUGCAAUGUGCCAGAUGAAGAGCCAGCCUCUCGUUCAUUUGAUGAAAAUGAUACAUCCCAACUUGUACAGAAUAGAUAAGUUGAUUGAUGAGAGUACAAUACAUGUAAAUGACAGAGUUGUUCCUCAGCCACCUCUUCAGAAGUUGUCUGCAGAGAAGUUGACGAGAGAAGGAGCUUUUCUUAUGGAUUGUGGUUCAAUCUUUUACAUUUGGAUUGGAAAAAAUUGUGAUAACAACUUCAUAAAAGAUGUCCUUGGAUACCCAAACUAUGCAUCAGUACCACAGAAGAUGACACAGCUUCCUGAGGUAGAUGCACUUUCUUCAGAAAGGACACGAUCUUUUAUAUCUUGGCUUAGAGACAGUAGACCUUUAAGUCCAGUUCUUCAAGUAAUAAAAGAUGAGAACCCUGCCAAAACAGAUUUUUUUCAGCAUUUAAUUGAGGAUCGGACAGAAGCAGCUUUCUCAUAUUAUGAAUUCUUACUUAAUAUUCAACAGCAGAUUUGUAAGUGAACAAGGAAUAAAUAGAAGAAAAAACCUGACUUCGGAUGGAAGCAUGGGGCGAGAGGAGCAUAUGGGGAGUCACAAAAGUGGAUGUUUGUUCUUCACAAUAUACAGUGACCAGCACUGUUUUGGAAGCUUUACAGCUGAAGAAGUAUACAUUUCCAAAAGAAUUUUGCAGAUUUACUUCAGUCUAAAAGUGCUAGAGGUGAUGAAGUUGUUUCACUAGUAAACUUUAAAUUGGUUUAUACACGUUUCCAGUUGUGCAGCGGUAUGGUGCUCUGUUUAUUGCAAGCUGGUGAAUUUAUGUAGCUAUGUGGGAUGAUAUUUCUUAACAAAAUGUACAAUUAGGUAAAACCUUUUUUCUUACAUUUAUUAUAGUAGCCCUUCCAGAUCCAAAUUCUUAACAGAGAUGUCAAAGGGCAGUGAUGUAUGUUGGUUGUUUAUAUUAAUUUCUUUUUAAAAGGAAUGAUUCAUAUUUACGAAAGCCUUCAGCGAAUUCCCUGUGAAAGUUGUAGAGUUUUCAGUAAAGUACAUCAAUUGUAGAAAUAAAAUAUAUAAUGUACAUAAAUAUUACAUUUGUAAAGAAAAUGUAAAAAAUGUAACUAAAAAAAAAGACUUAGCUCAGUGUGCAGAACUGUUGAGUACUCAAUGAUGAAUUGUUUUGUCCCAGGCUAGACAAUGAAGUUGACUAUUAAAACAUGCUAAAAAAAAAAAAUAUCCAUGUAGAAG
Phaethon lepturus (White-tailed tropicbird) is the source of this 3039-nucleotide messenger RNA. RefSeq names its product SEC24 family member B (gene SEC24B). The transcript is spliced from 18 exons. The annotation marks the transcript as partial. Lineage: Eukaryota; Metazoa; Chordata; Aves; Phaethontiformes; Phaethontidae. The record is from RefSeq and is a predicted model, not a curated record. Gene Ontology annotation, molecular function: SNARE binding; zinc ion binding. Gene Ontology annotation, biological process: COPII-coated vesicle cargo loading; endoplasmic reticulum to Golgi vesicle-mediated transport; intracellular protein transport. Gene Ontology annotation, cellular component: endoplasmic reticulum exit site; COPII vesicle coat.